GUACACCGGUGCGUGCCGUCCCAGAAUGUCGCUUAUUUAUCGAGAAAAAAAUUAUCAUGAGGCUUAGGAAUCUCGAUUGAAGCAAGUAAUAAAUCAAAAAGUUACCGAUUAAAUUCCAGAAACUGUAAAUUAACGUUAAUUCACUCAAAUUCUAUAUUAUUAUUUUUCAAAUGAAACUAAAACUAAUAUAAACAUAAAUACAUUGAUCCAUCACUAAACCAAUAAUUUCAGAAAUGUCUGUUGAAAAUCUAAACCCAUUAUCUCAAAAGCUCACCUGAAAAAUAAAAAUCUCAUCGAAAUUCCACAGCGCGAUACUAAUAGUCCGACGUUUCCAUCGAGCAAAAAAAAAAUCGUUAAAAAGUCCAUUAAUUCUACAACCGAGUGAGUGACACCGCGAGAAAAAGAAGAAAAUUUCCAAUGAGAAGAUGCAAUUCCACCAGCGCAUUGACAGUUUGACAGUCCGUGACAUAGAUAUUGGUGCGUGGAAAACCUGAAUAAAUAAACAAUAAACUUGGCAUUAAGCGUUUCACUGCUGUAAUAAAGAGUCAGGAUGAUCAAUAUAACGAGUUUAACGACAACACUUCCAUCAACAUCAACUCCAUCGACGACAACUCUGGGCGAUGCAGCGGCGGCUGCGGCGGUCGCCGCAUCGAUGACCGCCACCAGUGAUCGAGAGGGACUCAGUGUAAGCAGUACUCUGGCCGGUAUGAUUGGCAUGGAGAUGGAGAUUGCAAUGGACAGAAGUGGAUCAUUCGGAUUGAGUGACGAUUCCGACGUUUCGCCUGUCACACUGUCCGCCGAUUGGUCCAGGGUUGCUAAGCUGCUGUUGCUUGCCUCGUUGGCGGUCGUCGGGAGUGUCGGCAAUGUAUUCAUGAUAUCGGCUGUGAUGGUGGAGGAUCAUUUGAAGAAACGAGGAAAUGCAUUUCUAGUUAACGUUGCCCUGGCAGACCUCCUGAUAACUGGUUUAGUGAUUCCAGCGUCGGCAAUAGUGAUUCUAGCAGGCCACGAGGAAUCAAUAAGCAUCUGUCGAUUCGAGUGGACGCUGGAGGCACUGUGUUUCCUGGUGACUUCAUUGACUCUAGCGACAAUUGCCGCGGAAAAUUAUGCUAGACUCUGUCUCCCUGCUGAAAGGUAUGCAAUCCUCACACCAAGUAGAAUAACCGGAAUAACGUUCUCGGUCUGGGUAAUAGCAGGCGUAGCGGUGGCCAUUCAGUCUUCCCUGAAACUAGGUCCGGACUUCUGCGGUCGUCGUUUCAACGGAGUAGCCAUGGAGCAGGUAAUAGGAGCGUGCCUUCUGGUGCUGCUACCAGCCCUAAUAACGAUCGUUCUUUACUUGCGAUUGAUACUGCGUGUACGACGUGCCAUAAGGAGCUCCUUCAAGCCCCCAGCCGCCUUCUCCUGGGACUACGACCUCACCAAAACAAACAUGUGCAGUUUUGCCCUCUUCGCUGUAUUCUGGUUACCAUUUGGCAGUACAGCAUGCAUUAGCAACUUUAGACGCGUCAACUCCGGAGUAUUUUACAAUCUAGCCUGGUUUGCAUUGUCGAAGUCUUGUGUUAAUAAUCUGCUGUAUUGCGUGCUCGAUCGACACUUUAGAAACGCUUAUGUCAAGUUGUUUCAUUACUGCUGCUGCAAAACCACUGUGAGCUUCUCCAGGAGACAGAGGGGCGAUGGCACCAGGUCGUCCGGGGAUGUCAGACUCAGGGUGCAUAUUAUUCAUUCCUACGCAAGUCCCGCCUCGUGCAGACCCAAUGUCGCCAGACCCUACGGCAAAGACGUCUACGAACUCUAAUUCUCUAUUUGUUUUAUUCCCUGAUUCAGUUAUGUAGAGUUUUAUUGGGUUUUGAUGCACUGCAGACCAACGAAUAUCCUCGCUCCGUCCACUUUCUGUACAUACGCACAUGUAUCUUUAAUCGGUACAUAUGCACACUCAUUGGUUUUACAUUCCUAUUUUCAAGAAUAGUCUGUUCGGGUUUUCUUUGGGGAUUUAUUUUUGUUUGUACAAUGAUUUAAGGAUGUUCUACACCCUUUCUGCCAAAAUUCACAUUU
This is a messenger RNA of Diachasma alloeum, 2049 nucleotides long. RefSeq names its product melatonin receptor type 1A. Gene Ontology annotation, molecular function: G protein-coupled receptor activity. The record is from RefSeq and is a predicted model, not a curated record. The transcript is spliced from 4 exons. NCBI's taxonomy places the organism in Eukaryota, Metazoa, Arthropoda, Insecta, Hymenoptera, Braconidae. The coding region runs from base 551 to 1792 and encodes 413 amino acids. Gene Ontology annotation, biological process: G protein-coupled receptor signaling pathway. Gene Ontology annotation, cellular component: membrane.